AUGUCAUCGGACUCUUCUAAGCACCGGUCCUCGAAGCAUAAGGAGAACGGCACCGCGUUAUCUGAGAAGAGCGAGGCCAACCUAGCAAAUGUGAAAAACAAUCUCGUGUUACUGAACAAGAUGCUAUCAGAGCGCCCCGGGGAGUGGGAGCAAUGGCUAUCAACGGCACGGUUAGCAAUGCGCGCCAUCGACGCCAUGCGUUUCUUAAAGGAUACCGCACGGCUUCAGGAGCAAGUUUGGUUGAUACAAGUACUCCAAGACUACUCAUUUCACGAUGCGGACGAAGGUUGCAUACAAGAUAUUUCGCAGUGGUGCCAGUCUUCUUGGCUAAGAGUUCUGAGAGACCAUCCUAACAAUGUCACCAUUUUGAAAGGUUUGGGUGAUAACUGGCUUCAAACAUCACAAGGAUUCCUAGCCAUGAUUCAUCGGGAGGGAAGUGCGGCGGAAGCUUCCAUGAACCUCGGGAAUGUGUCCUCUCCAUCCUCCGCUGAGCAACAUUUUGUGCGGGCGGUCAAAUAUCUCCGGCGCACUGUGGCAAUUCCAGGGUACACCUUGAGUACUUUCUUCCAGGAAUAUUUGGAUGACUAUGGCCGAUUCGUGGCAGCCUAG
This is a messenger RNA of Pseudogymnoascus verrucosus, 609 nucleotides long. RefSeq lists its product as uncharacterized. The record is from RefSeq and is a predicted model, not a curated record. The transcript has 4 exons. Bases 1 to 609 code for a protein of 202 amino acids. NCBI's taxonomy places the organism in Eukaryota, Fungi, Ascomycota, Leotiomycetes, Thelebolales, Thelebolaceae.